Messenger RNA from Mobula hypostoma (lesser devil ray), 11874 nucleotides. RefSeq names its product relaxin family peptide receptor 2, like (gene rxfp2l). The coding region runs from base 73 to 2205 and encodes 710 amino acids. The transcript has 18 exons. Gene Ontology annotation, biological process: activation of adenylate cyclase activity; adenylate cyclase-activating G protein-coupled receptor signaling pathway; hormone-mediated signaling pathway. Gene Ontology annotation, molecular function: G protein-coupled peptide receptor activity; protein binding. Lineage: Eukaryota; Metazoa; Chordata; Chondrichthyes; Myliobatiformes; Myliobatidae. Gene Ontology annotation, cellular component: plasma membrane. The record is from RefSeq and is a predicted model, not a curated record.
UAUGCACACACACGCAAGGUAAACUCCAGACUUAGCACCGCAGUUGUUGCAGAGGGAAUCUCCGCAUUAGGAAUGACAUUUCUUUUUAUCUCAUUCAUCCUUCUCAUCACCAUUGCCGGUUGCAAUGUAAUUCACACAGAAGAUCAAACCACAUUCUGUCCUCCUGGGUACUUCCCAUGUGGCAAUCUCAGUGUGUGUCUGGCACAACCUCUUCAGUGCAAUGGGAUCAAAGAGUGUGAAAAUGGAGCAGACGAAGACCAUUGUGAAGACUUGGGUGGCUGGCCCCAGAUUAUGGACUGGUACAUAAUGCAACUUAUUAUUCGUGAUGACAAACUGAUCAAUUGCUCACUUGAGGUGUAUCCAGAACGGUGUUUAUGUAAAGGCUGGACAGUUAGUUGUGAAGAUGCAGGCCUUCUCACUGUUCCAACGGUCUCGUCCAAUGUACUUAUACUAGAUCUAAGUUUUAACAACCUCACAACUCUCACAGAUGAAAUGUUCAUCAGAUAUCGAGAACUGGAUAUAUUGAUGUUGCAAUUUAAUUCAAUUAGUUCCAUAUCCAGCAAAGCCUUUUCAGGACUUUCCAAACUGAGAAAACUAUUUCUGAGUCACAAUUGCAUUACUGACCUAGAGCCUGGAGUAUUCCAAGACCUCUAUCAACUUGAGUGGCUGGUCUUGGACAACAACAUGUUACGAAGUGUCGCUGUGAAGUCCUUUGUCGGCCUGAGAUCUCUUGUAUUCCUACAUAUGUCAAAUAAUUCGUUGGAUCAUAUUCCCAAAGUUUGUGCAGUGCUCCCAAGCCUGAAUUGGUUGGAUCUGGAAGGAAAUCACAUUGUCUCGAUUGACAAAGCAACACUUGAAACAUGCCUUAAAAUAACAGUUUUGAUUCUCCGCAACAAUGAAAUCAGACAUGUGAAUGAAGAUCUGUUCACAGAAUCUUCAGGAAUAAAAGAACUUGACCUGUCUUCAAAUCUGAUUAAAGAGUUGCCGCGUUCAGCGUUCAGAGGCCUUAAACAGCUGAAACAGAUGAAUUUAUCAAAUAAUCCUAUAAACCAUUUUCAUGUGGAUCAGUUUGAUGACCUUAUAUCUCUCACAUCACUAGUACUGGAUGGUAUCAACAUUUUGAACAUUGAGACCCGAAUGUUUGUGAACUUGAAGGAGCUCUCAUACAUAUACUUUAAGAAGUUUGAAUAUUGCAAAUAUUCUCCACACGUCCGGAGCUGCAAACCAAACACAGAUGGAAUCUCAUCCUUUGAAAACCUGUUAGCCAGCACCGUUCUACGAAUCUUUGUGUGGUUUGUGGCAUUCAUCAUUUGCCUUGGGAACCUCUUUGUUAUCUGCAUGAGGUCGUUCAUUAAAACAGAAAACAGAGUGCACGCCCUUUCUAUUAAAUCACUCUGCUGUGCUGAUUGUCUGAUGGGAGUCUACCUCUUCCUCGUUGGUGCUUUUGACUUGAAGUACCGUGGGGAAUAUAACAGGCAUGCCCAAAAAUGGAUGGAAAGUACGAAUUGUCAAAUCAUCGGUGCACUGGCCUUGCUUUCCACCGAGAUCUCUGUUAUGCUACUGACGUACAUGACUCUGGAGAAAUACAUAUGCAUAGUCUUCCCGUUCAACAAUUAUAGACCAGGCAAGCGGCAAACUUUAUCCAUGUUGAUACUCAUCUGGAUUACGGGAUUCAUUCUGGCAGUAAUACCCCUGUGGAACACAUCCUUCUUUGGCAAUUACUAUGGAAAGAAUGGAGUAUGCUUCCCUCUUUAUCCUGAUCAAUUUGAGAGUCUUGGAGCAAGAGGGUAUUCUUCUGGGAUAUUUCUGGGCUUGAACUUGCUUGCUUUCAUCAUCAUAGUCUUCUCCUACACCAGCAUGUUUUAUUCUAUCCAUAAAACGGGAGCACAGUCAGCAGAGAGGAGCCUUUUCUCCAGAGAGGUGACGAUUGCAAAACGCUUUUUCUUCAUCGUGUUCACUAAUUUCCUGUGCUGGAUCCCCAUAUUUAUACUGAAGCUACUAUCUCUGCUCGAAGUUGAAAUAGCAGGUAAUGUAACAUCCUGGGUUGUAAUCUUCAUCCUGCCAAUAAACAGUGCGCUGAAUCCAAUCCUCUACACAAUUACAACUGCCUCCUUUCAGGAAAAGCUAAAGCAGUGUUUGCAGAGCCAAGAUUUUCUUGGGCCAACAAAGAGCCUCACAAGCAGCACACAAUCGAGCAACGUAUAGCGACACUCAACUCUGACAGCGACACUCAAUGGAGAGCAACUACCUUACUUCCCUAGAUGAGUGGUUCAUAACAAAGCCAAUAGAGUCAUAGAAGAGUACAGCACAAAAACAGGCCCUUCAGCCCAUUUAGUCCAUGCCAAACCAUUUAAAUUGGCUACUCCCAUCAAUCUGCACCGGGACCAUAGCCCUCCAUACCCUUAUGAUCCAUAUACCUACUGUAUCUAAACUUCUCUUAAACAUUGAAAUCAAGCUUGCAUGCACCACUUGCGCUAGCAGCUCGUUCUAGAGUCUGAUGACCCUCUGAGUGAAGAAGUUUCCCCUCAUGUUCCCCUUAAACUUUUCAGCUUUCACCCUUAACCCAUGACCUCCAGUUGUUGUCCCACCCAACCUCAGUGGAAGAAGCCUGCUUGCAUUUACCCUAUCUAUAGCCCUCAUAAUUUUGUAUGCUUCUAUCAAAUCUCCCCUCUAUCUUCCACGUUCCAAGGAAUAAAGUGCUAACCUAUUUAAUCUUUCCAUACAACUCAGAUCCUCCAGUCCUGACAAUAUCCUUGUAAAUUUUCUCAGUACUUUUUCAAUCUUACUUACUUCUUUCCCGUAGGUAGGUGACCAAGACUGCACACAGUGCUCCAAAUUAGGCCUCACCAAUGUCUUAUAGAACUUUAACAUAACAUCCCAUCUCGUGUACUCAAUACUUUGGCGUCACUUACAAGCCCCGUGAUGCCACUUUCAAUGAAUUAUGUACCUAUAUUCCCAGAUCCCUUUGCUCUACAGCACUCCUCACUGUGUAAGACCUACCUGGUUGGUCCUACUGAAGCACAACACCUCAGACUUGUCUGCAUUAAUUUCCAUCUGCCGUUUUUCAACCCAUUUUUCCAGCUGGUCCAGAUCUCACUGCAAGCUCUGAUAGUCUUCCUCACUGUCCACUACACCCACAAUCAUGGUGUCAUCUGCAAAUUUGCUGAUCCAGUUAACCACACUAUCAUCCAGAUCAAUGAUAUAGCUGACAAGCAACAACAGACCCAGUGGCACUCCACCAAUCACCUGCCUCCAGUCAGAGAGGCAACCAUCUACUACCACUCUCUGGCUUCUCCCACAAAGCCAGUGUCUAAUCCAGUUUACUACCUCAUCUUAAAUGCCAAGCAACUGAAUCUUCUUAAUAAACUUCCCAUGCGGGACCUUGCCAAAUGUCUUGCUAAGGUUCAUGUAGACAACAUCUACUGCCUUAUCUUCAUCAAUUUUCCUGGUAACUUCCUUGAAAAACGGAUUUCAGUUGGACAUGACCUACCACUCAUGAAGCCAUGCUGACUAUCCUUAAUCAAUCCAUGUCUAUCCAAAUACUCAUAUAUCCAGUCCCUUAGAAUACCUUCCAAUAACUUUCCCACUACUGAUAUCAGGCUCACUGACCUAUAGUUUUCUGACUUAUUUUUAGAGCAUUUCUUAAACAAUGAAACACCAUUAGUUAUCCUCCAAUCCUUUGGCACUUGCCUCCCACAGGGUCAAAGGAACACCUUGUCAGGCCCUGGGGAUUUAUCCACUCUAAUAUGUCUCAAGAUAGCAAACACCUCCUCCCUUGUAAUUUGUAUAGGGUCCAUGAAGUCAACACCACCUUGCUUCAUUUCUAUAGAAUCUGUGUCCAUUUCCUGAGUAAACACAGAUGCAAAAAAAUUUAUUUAAGAUCUCCCCCAUCUCCUUUGGUUCCACACAUGGAUUACCAUUCUGAUCUAUCAGAGGACCAAUUUUGUCCCUUGCAAUCCUUUUGUGCUUAACAUAUCUGUAGAAUCCCUUAGGAUUCCCUUCACCUUGUCUGCUCGGGCAACCUCAUGCCUUCUUUUAGUCCUCCUGAUUUCUGUCCAUAAGCACCUCAUUUGUUCCAAUCUGCCUAUGUACUUCCUUUUUUUAAAAAAAUUAACCAGGAUCUCAAUAUCUCUUAAAAACCAAGGUUCCCUAAACCUGUUAUCUUUACCUUUUAUUCUGACAGGCAUAUACAAGAUUUGUACGCUCAAAAUGUCACUUUUGAAGGUCUUCCACUUACCAAGUACACCUUUGUCAGAAAGCAGCCUGUCCCAACCAACACUUGCCAGAUCCUUUCUGAUACCAUCAAAAUUGGCCUUUCCCCAGUUUAAAAUCUCAACCCAUAAACUAGACCUAUCUUUUUGCAUACUUACUAUGAAACUAAUGGUACUGUGAUCACCAGAUGCAAAGUGUUCCUCUACACAAACUCCCAUCACCCGCCCUGUCUCAUUCCCUAAUUGGAGAUCAAAUAUCACAAACUCUCUCAUUGGGACUUCUACGUACUGAUUAGGAAACUUUCCUGAACAGAUUUGAUAAACUCUAUCCCAUCUAGUCCUUCUGCUGUAUGGGAGUCCCAGUCAAUUUGUGAUAAAUCAAAAUCACCUAGUAUAACAACCUUGUGUCUGUGAUCUCUACAAAUUUGUUCCUCUAAAUCCCACGAACUAUUGGGUGGUCUGUAAUAUAGCCCCAUUAACGUGGUCAUACCUUUCUUAUUCCUCCGUUCCACUCAUAAAACCUCAACCAGAGGAGUUCUUCAGUCUAUCCUGACUGAGCACUUUCUCUGACUAAUAACACCACCCCUCCCUCUUUAAUCCCUCCACACUGUCAUGUCUAAAAUAAUUGAACCCCAGAAAUUUGAGCUGCCAGUCCUGCCCCUCCUGCAACCAAGUCUCACCAACAGCUAUAAUAUCACAAUCCUAUGUGUUGCUUCCCAUCUGGCUUUCCCUACGAUACUUCUUGCAUUGAAGAAUAUGCAGCUCAGGACAUUAGUCGCACCAUGAUAAACCUUUUGAUUCCUGACUUUGUCUGAGGCCUUACCAAAAAUCUGCCUCCACCAUCUCUCCACUAACUGUUCUGGUACUCUGAUUCCCAUCCCACUGCAACACUGGUUUAACCACCACCCUCCACAGCACCUCCCCCCCACCCCCAUGCAGCAGUAGCAAACCUCCCUGCUAGGAUAUUAUUCCCCUUCCUGUUCAGGUGCAAACCAUCUCUUCUGUACAGGUCCCACCUUCUCUGGAAGAAAGCAGAAUGAUCCAAAAGUCUAAUGCCCUCACUCUUACACCAACUACUUAGCCAUGUGGUAAAAUGUAUAGUCUUCCCAUUUCUAGCCUCACCAGCAUGUGGCAUGGAUAGCAAUUCUGAGAUCCACAACCCUGGAGGUCCUGCCCUUUAACUUAGUACCUAACUGUCUGAACUCACUUUGCAGAACCACAUCACUUUUCCUACAUAGACCACAACCUCUGGCUGUUCACCCUCCCACUUAAGAAUGCUGAGGACUCCUGGCACCCAGGAGGAACAUACCAUCUGGGAAUCUCGUUCUUGUCCACAGAACCUCCUUCCUGUUCCCCUAACUGACUUUCCUCUGUUAGAGUCACCCCCCGACAGUAUCCAAAGCGAUAUACCUGUUGUUGAUGGCCAAAGGGGUACUCUGCACAGGCUGUUGAACCCCUUUGCCCUUCCUGACUGUCACCCAGUUUCCUGUGUCUUGCACCUUGGGUGUAACUACCUGUCUAUAUAUCAGCCUCUCAAAUGAUCCGGAGUCCGUCCAGUUCCAGCUCCAACUCCUUAACGUGGUUUGUUGGAAGCUGAAACUGGACGCGCUUCUUGCACGUGUAGUUAUCAGGGACACUGGAGGCCCCCCUGACUUCCCACGUCCCACAAGAGGAGCAUUCAACAAUAACAUUGUAAUGUCAUUAUAACAUUGAAUGAGCAUUACUGUCACACCUCUCAGCAGGAGCAUCACUGUGUUAUAGAGUCACAUCUGACAACAUUACUCGUGAAAGCUUUAGCCCACAUUCCAUCGUAAAAUGUGGGAUAUAUACUCAGUGUCCAGUUUUUGAAAUACACCUGUACACCUGCUCAUUAACAUACAUACCUAAUCAGCCCAUCAUGUGGCAGUAACUUAAUGAAUAAAAGCAUAGUCUAGAGACUCACUUGUUGUUCAGGCCAGACAUCAAAAUGGGGAAGAAACGUGAUGCAAGUGACUUUGACUAUGGAAUGAUUGUUGGUGCCAGACAGGAUGGUUUGAGUGUCUCAGAAACUGCUGAUACUCAAGCACAACAGUCUCCGGUGCUAACAAAGAAUGGUGGGAAAAACUAAAAACAUCCAAUAAGCGGCAAUUAUGUGGGUGAAAAUGCUUCGUUAAUGAGAGAAGUCAUAGGACAAUGGCCAGACUGUUUCAAACUGACAGGAAGGCGACAGUAACCCAAAUAACCACACCGUUACAACAGUGGUGUGCAGAAGAGCAUCUUCUGAAUGCACAACAUGUUGAACCUUGAAGUGGAUGGGCUACAGCAGCAGAAGACCACAAAUGGGUUGCAUUCCUGUACUUAGUAAAGUGACCAAUGACAAACAACCACUGUGUUACACAGAUAUUUUCUGAUAACUCUUUUCCCAAUAAUUGCACUUCCUGUAAGUUAGUGGACAUCUGUUGAAGGAGAUCUACUAGCAUAUUGCCUAACAAGUUAUGAUGUAAAUAGCACCAUUUGAGAGUGCAUUGAGUGAGUGACAUUUGUUAUUUAGUCUGUUGGUGCAUCCACAAAGGAGGAGAGCUACCCUCUAUUAAUUAGUUGGCAGCCCUUCUCCACCUCCAACGGCAUUGCUCAGUGUCCCUCAACAAUCAUACACAACUGUGCCACUGUUUUUCACACCAAAUCAAUCGCUGUUGACACAGAGACUGCUAAGAAAUCUCUGCUUUUGAAAGUGAAACCAGCUGUAAAAUAAUCUUGAAUGUUAACAAUCGAGUGAAAACAUUUUUUGAUGUGAUAAUUUCCAAACGUAGCAAUUUCACGCUCAAUGUAAUAAGUAAUAUGUCACACACACAUUUGCGUUGUCUACCCAUUGCCGUCGUGGAUGUUCCUUGUAUAUCUGCUUAAUAUUUUGGAAGAAGUGAAUGACUUUUUUUUACAGAUGUGGGUUUGCAUGCAAUUGUUAAAAUGUGCAUUUCUCUGAUGAUAUACAAAAUACCACUUCAAAAAUAGCAGUUUGUCCUGCGAAUUCCUAUGCUAAGUUAGCAUUUCAGCUCAGCCAUGUGCGGAAGAGAUAUUGAUGAAAUGGUGCUGAGAUGCAGGUGACUUGUAGAGCAUCCUGCGAUAGAGGACAUUCCUUUGUAAAUGGUGAAUAUGACAGGUUCUCACAUUGAGAAACUUACAAACACAAGUGAAUUUCCCCCUUACAAAUGUGUGGUGUAAUAUUGAGUCACACUUAAAUUAUAUGCUACUAGAUAAAAGUAGACUUAAUGUGUGUUGUGUAGGUAGAACCUUUGACACAUAUACUAAUUUGGAGUGAAUUGUUCCUUUUAAUUUAUGAUCCUACUUUUGCACUUGUACCAGAUAAUUUAGUUAAUCAAUCAUUUAUAAUUGGUCUCUGUGAUAUCAUAUUAAUAGGUAUAAGACGUACAUGCACUAUACUCGAUGGGCUGAUUGGCCUAAUUCCGCUCCUAUGUCUUAUGGUUUUUAAAAAUCACUGUAAAAUGUGACAGUGACUAAGUUGUAUUCGAUGAUUUGUGAGUUAUAUUCCAAGAAAUGGUGGGGUUGUAUGUACUGCUGUGCUUACUCAUUGUAUUUGUGCUGCCAAGUGCUGGAUUUAUGUGGUGCCAACAGCAAGAUGUUCUUUUCAUCCAGUACAUACAGUAUAUGAACAGUGACUUGAUAUAUGUAUGAUGUAGCACGAGACAAGAGGAUACAAUUUGAACUGGAACUGGGCUGACACUGAAAGAAACACAAUCAGUUUUCAUCACACCUAAUUGAAGUUUGAACAAUUAGGAAUAAAAUUCAUCACUGUGAUUGGAAUAGACUCUGUGGAUUACAAGAGCUAAUUACACAGAUAAAACAAAGUUGUGCUUCAUUUUGUUCAACGAUGUAUUGAUAGACAGAUUCUAAAAGGUCAGCACAACAUUGCUUAUUAUAGUCAGCAGUUAGUUCCACUUACUUAAUGUUGUGAUGCUUUUCCAUUUGCAACUGACCAUGAACGUGGUUAUGUGACUGAUCUUCCAGUCCAGUGAUCACAAUAGGAAAGCCACCUAUGUUGUUGGGAGGACUGGAAUGCAAAUGGCAAAGUUCAUUUAAUUCAUGAGCAAUGGAAUCUAGUUCAAACUGAUUGUGGUACCAUGACUACUCUUGCUGAUAGCAAGACUCCAAAUCAAACCCGGCAGGCUCCUGAUCUGCACAUGUUAACAUCUUAUCAGACAAUGCAUUUAUCAACUGAGUUACAGGAUGAUAUUUAACCUGGUUACCAAAUGCUGAAAAGAAAGAUUGUUUUAGACGCUAUUUUUCAGAGCCAACUCUACAUUUCACUACACAAUACAGUAUUAUCUAAAUGUAGAGAGUGUCUACAUUGUUCUGCAUUUGCUUACCUGGUUCUCUUAUGACUUAAUACAGCUAAUAAAUAUCCCUUCAAAGUCAAAUUUAUUAUUGAAGUACAUAUACACUCAGUGGCUGCUUUAUUAGAUACAGGAAUGGUUGCUAAUGAAGUGUACACCGUGGACACAAGAGGUAUUGCAGAAGCUGGAAAUCUAGAGCAAUACACACAAUGUGCUGGAGGAGCUCAGCAGGCCAGGCAGCAUCUAUGGAGGGGAAUAAACAGUCGAUGUUUUGGGCUGAGACCCUUAAUCAGGGCCUGUUCAUUAAUGCAAAUAUCUAAUCGGCCAAUCAUAUGGCAGCAAUUCAACGCAUAAAAGCAUACAGACAUGAUCACAACCACGGAUUCGGCAGUGCAGUAGAUACGGCAAUUGCGCUCGUGAAUUUGCACGUGACAGGUAAUUAUUAUCUAAUCGUGAUAGUAUUUAACUCCAUUCUUGUCGUCGUAGUGCUUGUCAAGACUUGGACAGAGCAUAGCGACGCUUGGCUGCUGUUGUGUAUUCAGCCUUCCCGAUAUUGGACUUUCAAAUCAGCUGGCUGUGAAGACUAGUGGUAUUCGUUUAAUGCUUUGAUGUUCUUUUCAGCCGCAGUGUAGGCUUGUUUUCCUUUGAGAGUUUUAGUUAAUGGCCCUGUUCGGCCUAGCGUUUAUUGUUUUAUUUUCCCUUUAACACUGUUCGCAUUAAAGUCUGUGAACUAUCGACCUGCUUCAGUGUCUCUCACUCUGCACUUGGGCCAUGUCCAAACCGGGUAACAGACAUGGUCAAGAGGUUCAGUUGUUGUUCAGACCAAAUAUCAGAAUGGGGGAGAAAUGUGUUCUUUUAACCGUGGAAUGAUUGUUGGUGCCAGUGGUUUGAGUAUCUCAGAAACUGCUGGUCUCCUGGGAUUUUCAUCCGCGGAAGUCUCCAGAGUUUACAGAGAAUGGAAACAAAUAAAAACAUCCAAUGAGCCGCAGUUACGGGGGUGAAAAAGCCUUGUUAAUGAGAAUGGUCAGAGGGGGAUAACCAGACUGGUUCAAGCUGACAGGAAGGUGACGAUAACUCAAACAACAGUGGUGUGCAGAAGAGCAUCUCCGAAUGCACAAAACAUUGAACUUUGAAGUGGACAAGCUACAGCAGCAAAGACCACACCAAGUUCCACUCCUGUACCUAAUAAAGUGGCCACUGAGUGUAUGUUACCAUGUAAUACCUUGACAUUCAUUUUCUUGCAGGCAUUUACAGGAAAAUAAAGAAAAACAAUAGAAUUUACUUUAAGACUAUACAAAAACAAAGACUGGCAAGCAAGAUGUUUUCAAAAGAAGACAAAUAAUGCAAAUAAAAAAUAAUACUGACAAGAUGAGUUGUAAAGAGUUGUAACAGGUUUUGAAGAGAAUGACACCAGUGCACCCAAACUAUGUUUUCAUUUAUUCACUCAAGGGAUGUGGGCUUUGCAGACUCAGCCAGCAUUUAUUUGCCAGUCUAUAAUUACCCAUAAGAGAGUGGUGCUGAGCUGUGUUCUUGAACCACAUGAACAAACUGGGUUUUUAACAACGAUGCAAUAACUUCAUGGCCACAGUUAGUGAGAUUACCUUUUUAAUCUAUAUUUAUUUAUUUACUUGAUUUACUCAGAAGAGCACUUCUCUAGCUCUUGCAACAUGGUCACGAAUUUCCCCUGAAUUCUCUUCCUUAUCAAAUCAUGAUACAAUGCUCUGCUGCGGUUGGGAUAGAAUUCUUUACCAGUAUGACUUUUAUGUUCUUAAAUUUUGUGCUUGGCCAGUAAAGUAAGAUGACCUGUCUGCUUUCAUAGAAUUGUAUCUGCCUAGCAACCUUCAGGAAGUGGCAAAAAUACACUCCAAGCUCCGUCUGUUACUUUGCAUGUCUCAGUCCUCUUCCACUUAUUGUGUGCCUUGUGUUAUGCUUGUUCUUCCCAAUGCAUUACUUUACACUUCUCCAGACUGAAUUCUUUUUGAUAUUGCCUCCUAUCUGACUAUCUCAUUGCUAUUGUCUUCUUCACUAGAUAUCUUGCUUCUCACUUCAAGACAGCAGCUUUAACCAAGACCAUAAGACAUGGGAGCAGAUUUGGGCUAUUGGCCCAUUGAGUCUGCUCCACCAUUCCAUCAUGACUGAUUUAUUAUCCCUCUCAAUCCCAUUCUCUGGCCUGCACCCUGCAACAUUUGACACCCUGACUAAUCAAGAACCUAUCAUCCUUCACUUUAAAUAUAGUCAGUGACUCGGUCUACACAGCUGUCUGUGGCAAUGAAUUCCACAAAUUCCCUACCCUCGGGCUUAAGAAAUUCCUCACCUCUGUUCUAAAUGGAUGUUCCUCCAUUCUGUGGCUGUGCCAUCUGGUCUUAGAAUCACCCACUGUAGGAAACAUCCUCCCCAAUCCACUCUAUCCAGACCUUUCAAUAUUCCAUAGGUUUAAAUGAGAUCCUCCCUCAUUCUUCUAAACUCCAGAUGUACAAGACCAGAGUUCAUGUUAACCCUUUCAUUUCCAGAAUCAUUCUCAUGAACCUCCUCUGAAACCUCUUCAAUGCCAGCACAUCUUCUCGUAUAUAAGAGGCCCAAAGCUGCUCACAAUACCCCAUGCAGACUGAUCAAUGCCUUCUAAAACCUUAGCAUUACAUCCUUGCUCUUAUACUCUAGUCCUCUCGAAUGAAUGCUAACCUGCAUUUACCUUCCUUACCACCAAUUCAACCUGCAAGUUAGCCUUUAGGGAAUUCUGCAUAAGGACUCCCAAGUCCCAUUGCACUUCUGGUAUUUGAAAUUUCUCCCCAUUUAAAAAACAGUCUAUGCCUUUACUCCUACCAAAGUUCAUGACCAUACACUUCCAUACACUAUACUCCAUCCGUCAUUUAUUUGCCCAUUAUCCCUAUCUGUCCUCCUGCAGGCUCCCUGCUUCCUCAAAGCUACCUGUCCCUUCACCUACCUUUGUAUCAUUUGCAAACUUGGCCAGAAAGCCAUCAGUUCUACCACCCAAAUCAUUAAAGGACAAGCACUCUCAUGUUUAAUCAGUGACUUUAAACAAAGUUAUGAAGAAGAAUUAAGAAACAAGUGAGCAUUGUAAAAUUGUUCCAGUGAACUGACAUCAUCCAUAAAAUGCAAGCACAUUCACAGAAUUCUUCUUUUCCUUUUGUCAAUGACAUUCUACUUACUUUUACAGCAUAUCUUUUUUAUGCAAACCAUUUUUGGCCAAAAUUACUAAACAUUUAUUUUUCUGUCAAGUAAUGGCAAAUGCAGUAUACAUAUGUUUUGUAAUUCUUCACUAUAGAAUUUCUUGGCUUUAUUGUUUGUGUGCAAAUACUAAUCCAGUUUUUUUUCAU